AUGUUACUGCAUCCCGCGGCUGGCAGCGAGCGGCUGUCGUUGAUUACUCUCAAGGCCUCAUCUUUCUUCCCCCUUCCUGCGUUGCACAGCUGGCUUUGCAAGCUGGCCAUAGAUUUUUUCGUUUCGGCAUUCGCGUCAUAUCCCAGUAAGCCAGAGUCGGCGGGCAGUUGGAGAGUCGGAGCAUGGCUAUCCUUUGGCACUCGGGGAUGCUUGGGACCUACAUUGCCAGGAGAACACGAUAUGCCCUCCCCUUCUACCAUCCCAGAACCCUCCCACAUGACCGAAAACUCCCGCCCUAUCUUCUUCACCCCGUGCGCCUGUGUAGCAUCCUCCUCAUCGUCACCUUCUCCUCCGUCACACUCUUCCUCCUCUUUCAUGCUCGGUCUCUCGCGGCAGUCUUCAUCGGUCACCGCUGGCGUCUACAGGAGCUAUUCAUACCCGCCCCUUGGAGCAUCGUUCCGCUUAUCGAGCCACCCUCGCCUCAUCCCGUGCGCCUGGCCACGACAGACACCGUGUACGACGCUUUUCUCGCGCCGUCGGCGGCCCAGGCCGUUGCAGACGCCCGAAUUCGUCCAAUACGCGCCCAUGAUGCAAUCCCAUAUGACUGUCUCGACAACUGGGUCGCGACUGGGAGGUGGGAAGCCUCGUGUCUCCACGGAAUGGUGCAUGAAUCGCAGAUAGAUUUGGUGUAUGUUUGGGUCAAUGGCUCCGAUGCAUUGCAUUCACAAUCUAGAGCAGAAUUGCUCGCGCGGUUGGGGUAUGAGACCAAGAAUGCGCGGUUUAGGGAGCACGACGAGCUGCGGUAUUCCUUGCGGGCGGCGCGCCAGGCCACAAAAGGGUGGCCGCAUAGCGCGUGGCAUCUCGUUACGGCUGACGUCAAGACGCCCAAUGAAACACGGCUGGACAGCAUGUCUCAUUACGAGCGUGCAGCGGUGUCCAUUGCGCGGGACGACGAGAUGGGCAUCGUUGGCAACGGAGAGGAGAGCCGGGAGAAACGGUUGGGCUUGGUACCCCAGUGGCUAGACAUCGACUGCGCUUUCAAUGCGAGUCGAAGUCAGGUGAGAAAUAAUGGAAACAGUGAGCAUCCGCCGAUAAUAUUGCAUCACGACACUCAGCUUUUUCGAUACUCGAACGACCCUGAGGUCCCGGUAGAACCAGAACAUAUUGCGAAUUGGCUGGCAAAGGUUAUGCCAAGCUUCAAUAGCCACGCCAUCGAGUCCCAGCUCGCCAACCUCCCACCAGACAUUGUCGCGGACCAGAUUGUGGCCAUGAACGACGACCAGUUCCUCACGCUGCCGACUCCACCAUCCGCCUUCCACACCACGCUGUACGGGUCAGUUCUUCGCAUGGACCCCGAGCUGCUGGUCGGCGGGGACAACACCGGUGCCGGUGAUGGAGGUGGGGAGUGGCGCUCGAUCCCGUGGAGCGCACAUCUGCUAGAUGAACGCUUCGGGAAACGAAAGCGCCCGUACAUGAAGCACAUCUCCCGCUCGUUGUCAUUACCUCUUCUCCAUGAAGCCCUGCUUGCAUUUGGGAAACCGUUCGCCGCGACGCCGCUAUCGCAGUUCCGUGGUUCCCAUUUUGCCUCGCGUGAAUGGGAGGUGAACACAAUCUUUCUUGCGUCGCAUUUUGUUAUCGAGCGUCAUAGGGAGGCGCUACUUUGGAGCUGGGUUGUGGGUAAAUGGGGCGGGGUGAUUGGGGUAUUGGAUGCGGAGACCAAGUUCAAGAUGUGGGUGGAGAUGGGCGGGGAGAGCAUGGGGAAGACGAUGCUUAACCUGAAGGAGGCAAAACGGACGACAUUGGCCGACGUGGAGAGGAACCUGCGCCGAGCAGGGGUCAAACCGCCGCGGGGUAAAGGCCAAAUGGACACAAAUUAUUAUUGGGUCUCAAUGGACGGAUAUAGUGCCUCAUGGAUGAACCUCGCCGAGCGCAUCCACAUAACCCCGGCGUGUCUCGGGAACCACACAGAGGCGGCGUGGGCAAUGUUCCGUAGACUAGUAAUGAACGAUCUCGCGUGCGGAGACCAGAUCAUUUCCUCGUUGAUGUACUCCACCCGCAGCGGCCUAGGCAUCUUUCUCCCGCCCACACCGAGUUUUCCCGUAGCCUCUGACGAGCCGAUAACCCUCCCACUCGUUCUCCCAACCACGCGGCCGUUCUUUCCCUCCAACCCCCGCGCAUUCGCCGUGCGCCUGAUUCAGCGCUACGCCUACGUGCUGGGCCACUCCCCGGCGUACUUCAUCGGGCCCAAAAACUCGCAGCAGAUGGACGCGCAGCUGCGAACGGCGGACAAGUUGCGCUACGCGGGGCUAUUGUGCAUUAACGAUGACCUCGGCGACGACGAAAGCGAUAUUACGCGGGCGGAGGCCGUAUUGAAGGCGUGGUUUGCGAUGCGGUGGCCAGAGCGGCUGGAGUGCGAGAUCGGAUGA
Messenger RNA from Mycena indigotica, 2426 nucleotides. RefSeq lists its product as uncharacterized. The record is from RefSeq and is a predicted model, not a curated record. Gene Ontology annotation, cellular component: Golgi apparatus. Gene Ontology annotation, biological process: N-glycan processing to lysosome; carbohydrate phosphorylation. Gene Ontology annotation, molecular function: UDP-N-acetylglucosamine-lysosomal-enzyme N-acetylglucosaminephosphotransferase activity. The transcript has 8 exons. Bases 183 to 2426 code for a protein of 747 amino acids. NCBI's taxonomy places the organism in Eukaryota, Fungi, Basidiomycota, Agaricomycetes, Agaricales, Mycenaceae.